Messenger RNA from Dendrobium catenatum, 1158 nucleotides. Its product is annotated as GEM-like protein 1. The coding region runs from base 147 to 941 and encodes 264 amino acids. Lineage: Eukaryota; Viridiplantae; Streptophyta; Magnoliopsida; Asparagales; Orchidaceae. The record is from RefSeq and is a predicted model, not a curated record. The transcript is spliced from 4 exons.
UAGAUUUUAGAGGACAAAAACUCCGACCAUUCCCCGAAAUGUUCCCACGUUGAAACAUGGUCAAGGAAUAUCGAUGCGCCAUGCAUUAAUCCAAGAAGCCGAAGCGGGCGCCCUUGAGGUCUGACGCGGCUGCGAGAACGUCGAUCAUGGAGCACCCUACGGAUCACUCUCUGCAGAAGAACGCCUCCGCCACGGUUGGCGGUUCUACAGGUCAUUCAACGGAGUAUGCACCAUACCCUAAGAUCGAUCCCGCCGACAUCGAUCCCCCUCCUCCACCGCCGCUGGCGACACGGGGCGAAACUGGUCACGUAGCCACAUCCAUGCCGGCUGAGAGCAAUCCCUACGUCACGCCCUCAUCGGUUCCCUCGUCUUCCAAGAAUACCAUGGAAUCAGUGAAGGAUGUGCUGGGGAAAUGGGGCAAGAAGUUGGGGGAUACAGCGAAGAAGACGGAGGACCUUGCUGGGAACGUCUGGCAGCACUUGAAAACGGGACCUAGCUUUGCUGAUGCUGCUAUGGGGAGAAUAGCUCAAGGAACUAAAAUAAUUGCUGAAGGUGGUUACGAGAAGAUAUUUCGACAAACUUUUGAUUCAAUUCCUGAAGAACAGUUUAAAAAGGCAUACGCAUGUUUCUUGUCAACAUCAGCUGGACCUGUUUUGGGAACCUUGUACCUUUCUACCGCUAAGAUCGCAUUUUGCAGCGAUAACCCUCUUUCUUAUACUGUUGGUGACAAAACUGAAUGGAGCUACUACAAGGUUGUUAUUCCUCUGCGCCAACUGAGAUCAGUCAAUCCUUCAACUAGCCAUGUAAACCCAUCUGAAAAGUAUAUCCAGAUUGUAUCGGUUGAUAACCAUGAGUUUUGGUUCAUGGGAUUUUUGUACUAUGAUAAUGCUGUGAAGCACUUACAGGAAGCUUUGAAUGUUCCCGGCAACUUUCAGCCUUAGUUGCAGAAAUCCCUUAAUAGAUAUUGGAUUUGGAUUAAAUGGGGAGGGAUUAUGAUGCGUUUCUUCACUGUAAGGUGUGUGGAUGGUUAAUCAUAUUGUGUAUGCAUUGCAUUUGUUUGAUCAUAGAUAUCUGCAGAUUGCUGUCUUUUACGUGUUGAUAGUGGAAUUAUGCGUUUUACUCCAUUACAAAAUGAUAUUGAGUUCGUGGAUGUUCAAA